UGGCAGUGGAGCUCGUUGCACAAAAAGUCAUCACUUUGAGAAGUAAAAGCUCUUGCAUUACAUUAUCGGCGAUUGCUACCUUCGUUAUCAGUUGCGCCUACCUCGCGGCCAUUAAAUCACGCGAUCUGGAGUAUGUUUUGCUUGCGAACCGGAAGUAUAUCAAGAGCGCUAACCUGUAGUUUUCUUCUGUUACCACCCAGAACCGUUGCCGGCAGCAGCAGCAGCAUGUCUUCUGAAGCACCACCCCCACCACAGAACUACGAGCCCGGUUUACACUCGAUCGCCUAUGUGACUACCCCGAACGAAAACUCUGCGAAAACAUUGGCCCGGCUGUUGGUCGAACGCAAGCUGGCCGCUUGCGUGAACAUCAUACCUGGCAUUAUGUCGAUUUACGAGUGGGAAGGUAAAAUCAACGAAGACCAAGAACAAUUGCUGAUGAUUAAAACUCGGACCAGCAGGGUGAACGAGCUAAGCAAGUUCGUCCGGGAUAAUCAUCCGUACAGUGUGGCGGAGGUGAUUUCCGUUCCGAUCGAAAACGGUAACCCGCCAUAUCUGGAGUGGUUGAGCAAGACCAUUCCGGAGGGAAAGAAUUAAGGCAAAAACUCAAUUAUGGAUACAAGGUAACACGAUUUUUGAUUAUAUUAAUAUAGCUUUAUGUUGAGGGAUUUUUAA
Topomyia yanbarensis is the source of this 672-nucleotide messenger RNA. RefSeq names its product protein CutA homolog. Gene Ontology annotation, molecular function: copper ion binding. Gene Ontology annotation, biological process: response to metal ion. The coding region runs from base 133 to 594 and encodes 153 amino acids. The transcript has 2 exons. NCBI's taxonomy places the organism in Eukaryota, Metazoa, Arthropoda, Insecta, Diptera, Culicidae. The record is from RefSeq and is a predicted model, not a curated record.